This is a messenger RNA of Toxoplasma gondii ME49, 2940 nucleotides long. RefSeq lists its product as hypothetical. NCBI's taxonomy places the organism in Eukaryota, Apicomplexa, Conoidasida, Eucoccidiorida, Sarcocystidae. The transcript has 4 exons. The record is from RefSeq and is a predicted model, not a curated record. Bases 608 to 1255 code for a protein of 215 amino acids.
CGACUUCACAUCAUACCGAUGCUUCGAUAUGUGUGGUGGGGGUCAUCUUUUGCUUGAGUUUUAUUACUUUGUACAUCUUUUGUGCGCUGCAUUCGAAGCAGCGCAACAAGGCAGUCGAGGGUUUCGCAUGCAGGGGCCACGGUGCUUGGUUUUAUAACCUAAGCAGUUCUUUGGCCUCAGAACGGGCGAGGAAAACCUCGCUUUUCCCCAAGUGUGUGGCGCGCAAAUAAGACAAACGGUGUUUUUGACUGUAGAUUCCAAAGUUAUCGGGCCCAUCAGAGGGGAGAGUGCUGCCGGGUGGACCCGCCCGCUUCGUCGAGAAAUGUUUUAUUCCAAGGGAGAGCGGUGAUUUUCUGCCUUUCGUCAAACACUUUACGUCCUAGCAUUCGCCCGCUCCUAAUCCGCACACUCCUAUUUCGACUGUGACAAACUGGUGCGGCAUUCAUCUGAUUGACGUGUGAAAAACCUGUCGGUCAAGGAGGAUUUGCGGUGUGCUCCUGGCGACUCUUCCACGCAACAGCUCAGCUCGUCCACUGCUCCGGGUCUGAGCCUAUUUCUUCCACAUCGCGUAUUCUCGUCAGUAUCAUGUUGUUAUUGUUUCGUCCUGAUGGGGAACGUCUGCAACUUUUGCCGAAAUGGACGUCGAGCUGAACAGGGGAAGGAGCUGCAGACAUCAGAACCAGGAGCGGGAGCCGCGUACCCAUCGUGUGGCUCCGAUGCAUCUCCUGCCCGUCGACCGAGUAGACGUCGCAGCAAGGGAAGCAUCAAAGGAGUCGGAAAAGGGCUCAGUUUUCGGCCAUCUGGAACAGCCUCCGGCUUCUCCAAUGGCACGCCCGGAGGUGGAAAAGAAUCGGAUGGAUCCAAGAGAACUAGUAGUCCUUCCUUGCGAUCCAGCAGAACUCUGGCGCCUGAGGAAGAAGAUCAGCUACGGUCCUUCUAUGAGCGCAACCUAGUUGAACAAGAGAGACACGUGUCAUACAUUUUGAACGAGGAGGCGAAGUUGCGGCGCGGAAAGCCGUACUCUCGUGUGCCGACGCUGCAGGCCGGAGAGGGACCGGAGACACUUGUCCCUGUGGAUCCAGAAGAAGUGAAUGAGGCCAUGGCGCGGUUCGACGUCUUCAGUCCCGAUGAAAGACAGUCACGAGUUGAUGAGAUCCUCGAAAAAUAUGUAGAAGCUCAGGUCGAAGGGUGCGAGAUGCAGUCGGCACGAAGUUCCGGCGGCCUCGCCAGUCCCGGAUCGUCGAUGCAUGGGUGACCCCUCUUUUAUUUGCAACACGCUGUCGUCGUCGCACACAUGACGCCACAAAGAGGGAAAUGCUGCGAAACAAGUAUUUCAGUUCACCAGUCCACUGAGCCACUUAGGUGUGUGUAGCCCUCUCAGAGAUGCUACACUGCGAAGGUGGGAGUCUGCUAGCGUGCUCAAAAAAAGAGCUGCUGAGAUGUCAUGUUUACUGUUGGUAGCGGAUUUGGGCUUGUCUUGACGUGACGCCACUUGCUGCUGCAGCCAGUGAUGAGUCUUUCGCUUGCAGUUCUGCGUUCCCAUCAGUCUGAAAACACUUUUGUUUGCCAGGGAGUUGAUUUCAUUCGAUGGCUGUGUGUGCCACCCGGCGCAAUCUGACGGAGGAGUCCAGGUCUGUCGCUGGCGUCUUCAGAAUUAGGCAGUUAAACGUGCAGAAGACCCGGACGUCUGUUGUAUAUUGAUUCAGUCUCAAGGUAUCUUACACCGAGGGUGUUUGUCGCUUUGCUUGAGGUUUUCGUGUUUUCCGAAGUGGUGCAGUUGGUUUGUGAAGAGCGUCCGCCAGUGUUAUUGUUCGUCCGCGCCGGAGACUAGAGAUUGACGAUGUUUGCAUCGUGGUAUUGGUAUUUCGUCGUUUUAACUCCGCACGCGUUGUGAAGGCUUAUGGCUGCUAGACAGGCAGGCUCAUCGCCGAAGCCCGAGGCUUCGCAGCGAUCUUCGGUUUCCCCCGAUUCUCGCAAGUGGUAUGGUCGGUAGCUCCAAAGGUGCGCCGUUUCACGACUUGCAUCCUGGGAGACCUUGUCCGUUUUCACAUGUGUCAAGGCCUUCUACAGAAAGGUUAUUUGUCUCAGCCGGAAAAAUUUUCCACAGCUGAUUUGGAGAAGAGUGGGAUCAUCCUUGCGACACCAAAUGCGCGAAGGCGGCGGUGAGCUUAACUCAAAGUCGUCGUUUGCAAGAGAGUACGAUAGAGGUUUGUACUGGUCAAACCUCGUGUUACAGUACAUAGUGCAAAUCGUGCCCCGCCCCCUUCUGAUGGAAGGCAGUAGAGAACUACAAACUUUUUGGCAACAGCUUGGACCGUGCAGAUUCCAAGAUUGCUGCAGCGGCCGUCAAACUUCCGAGCGUCCGGAAGUCUUCCUUUUCAGGAAAUGUGUAUUUCUGUGGUUGACGUGGCUUUGUGUGGACGUACAGUGUCUGUCAAUCUGGAGAAUGGCCGGAUUUUUCAGUGGGAAGACAAUGCGAUUUUUCAAGAAGCUAGUAGGCGUGGGUCUUGCUGGGAGGGAGAAAGGUUUCCUUGCCGAUGUUUCGGUUCACAUUUCCAUCCAGGUUUUCUCUGUGUAGCGUCACAUGUCAUUCGUGAAAGAACUGUCUCGCAGAGAGCGACCCAGAUCUCCCAAUGAGAUCCUGGGAGUCUUUCCGCAUCUUGUGGAAGGAACCGUGUUAUUGAACCAACGGAAAUCGUGUAAUUUUCACGUGGUAUUCAGAGGUAUUUUGUACGCAGAGUCCGUACGAUUUGCUGGAAAUGUCCCAGUGAACAUUCAGGAAUGCCUUUACAGUUCGGCGCGUCUAAUACAUAUGUGAUUCUCCGCGGUGCCUUGAAGGGUGUGUAUCUGUGUUUGUGUGCUUCAUCACUCACAAAGUAUUUCAUGGCAUAUUCGAGUUGAGUACGAGGACGCUUUGACAAGCCAAAACUAAUCCCAGAA